This is a messenger RNA of Hirundo rustica (Barn swallow), 1369 nucleotides long. Its product is annotated as zinc finger protein 239-like. Gene Ontology annotation, molecular function: histone H3K4 methyltransferase activity; histone H3K36 methyltransferase activity; recombination hotspot binding. Gene Ontology annotation, biological process: positive regulation of reciprocal meiotic recombination. The coding region runs from base 12 to 986 and encodes 324 amino acids. The transcript has 2 exons. Gene Ontology annotation, cellular component: nucleus. NCBI's taxonomy places the organism in Eukaryota, Metazoa, Chordata, Aves, Passeriformes, Hirundinidae. The record is from RefSeq and is a predicted model, not a curated record.
ACCUUGGCUGGAUGGAGGAGAAGACUGUGAGGAAGAAGAAGAUGCCACAGAACAGCCAGGCAGAUAAGGAGCUGAGGAUGCAGACGAGGGAGGACAAAUCCCCGCAGCAGAACCUCGUGGAAGAGGUCAUUUUGAGCAGCUCCACGGUGCAGGAAUUCAACAGGGAGGAAAAGCGACAGAGAUCCGACAGGAGGAAGGACUCCAAACCCAUCCCAGGGUGCACCGAGGAGGAAAGACCCACCCUGUGCCAGGAAGGUGGUCAGAGCUUCAGCCAGAGCUCCCACCUGAUCCAACACCAGCAGAUCCACACUGGGGAGAGGCACUAUGAGUGUCCUGAGUGUCAGAAGAGGUUUCAGACCAGCUCCAAGCUCCUUGUGCACGAGCGGACUCACAGAGAGGAGAGGCCCUUCCGCUGCCCCGACUGCAGGAAGGGCUUCAAGCGCAACUCCCACCUCAUCAGGCACCGGCGCAUCCACACUGGGGAGAGGCCCUACGAGUGUGGGGAAUGUGGGAUGAGCUUCAGCCAGAGUUCCAACCUGAUCUGCCACCAGAGGAUUCACACCAGGGAACGGCCCUACGAGUGUGAGCAGUGUGGGAAGAGCUUCCGCCACAGAUUCAGCCUGAUCUGCCACCAGAACAUCCACACUGAGGAAAGGCCAUACAGGUGUGGGGAAUGUGGGAAGGGCUUCAACCAGAGGUCGCACCUGGUCAUCCACCAAAUGAUCCACACUGGGGAGAGGCCCUACAAGUGUCCUGAGUGUGGGAAGAGGUUUCAGACCAGCUCCCAUCUCCUCGUGCACCAGCGGAUUCACAGAGAGGAGAGGCCCUUCCGCUGCCCCGACUGCAGGAAGGGCUUCAAGCACAACUCCCACCUCAUCACCCACCGGCGCAUCCACACUGGGGAGAGGCCCUACGAGUGUCCCCAGUGUGGGAAGAGCUUCUCACACAGCUCUACCUUGACCCAACACCAACGGAGGCACCGGUAAGUGAAGCCCUGCGAGGUCCCGACUGUGGGAAGAGCUUCCUGCAGUGCUCCAACUCCAUCCUCGUCAGAGGACCCAGGUUGGGCAGAGCCCUGGUGACCUACAUUCCCAGUGGUCCAGAUUGGGAAGACACCUGGCUGAUGGUCUUCAUGUCCUCCUGGAUCCCCACAGGCACCUGGAUGAAUGCAGGGGCAGGAACAUCCAUCGGGAGUCUGUUUGACAUUGAAAAUUAAUGGGGAAUAGCUGAGUUGACUUUACAGCCCAAAAAAAUCUCUCAUGAGCUCUGCCCAGUUUUUAUAUCUGGUGGCAUCAAUCAACACAGGAUGAUCUUGGAGAUCUUUUCCUACCUGAAUAAUUCCCAUGUUUAUCCCAUCAGAGCACCCAAA